AUGGCGAACCUACAAAGCAAAACAGCCUUUAUAAUUAAGACGUUGACUGUUAUUUUCCUACUUUGUAGAAUUAAUCUAGUUUUUGGAGAGAUUCGGUAUUCUAUUCCAGAGGAAUUGGAAUAUGGUACCUUUGUUGGGAACAUCGCUGAAGAUUUAGGACUAAACGUUCGGCAACUGUCAACUCGAAAAUGUCGCCUUGUAUCUGCAGACGGAAGACAGCAUUUAGAGGUAAAUCUGGAGAAUGGCAUUUUGUUUGUUUACGAAAGAAUGGACAGGGAACAGCUGUGUGCACAAAUCCCUACAUGUAUCCUGUCUUUUCAAAUAAUAGUAGAAAAUCCUCUGGAAAUGUACCGCGGUGAAGUCGAGGUUAUUGAUAUUAAUGAUAACUCGCCCAGUUUUCCGGAGAGUGCCCUUCUUUUACAAAUAGCAGAAAAUAUUGCGCCAGGCUCACGUUUUCCGCUAGAGAGCGCGCUUGAUCCAGACGUGGGGACAAACGCAGUCACCACGUACAAACUCAGUCCGAAUGAGCACUUCAGAUUAAACGUGCAAACCAGGGAGGACAAUACUAAACUGGCAGAGUUAUUGUUAGAGAAACCCUUGGACCGAGAACAGCAGUCAACCUUUGAGCUGGUACUAGCAGCCUUUGAUGCUGGGUCCCCUCCAAGGUCUGGGACAAUGCAAAUCAACAUUAAUUUGCUCGACAUCAAUGAUAACGCGCCUGCGUUUGAGCAGGAAGUGUACAGGGCGAGCUUGGUGGAAAAUGCUCCCCCAAGUACCUUCGUGAUCAAGAUCAACGCUUUCGAUCCAGACCAAGGCACCAAUGCAGAGUUAAAAUAUUCUUUCAUUAACCUUGUCUCUCGGAGAGUGCGUGAACUGUUCAGUUUGGACCAAGAUACUGGAGAGGUCAGAGUUGAAAAGCUGUUGGAUUUUGAAGAAGCAAACAGUUACGAACUCGACGUUCAAGCCGUGGAUAAUGGCUCACCAGCAAUCGCAGGACAUUCUAAAGUAUUGAUCAAACUAAUUGAUAUGAAUGAUAACGCCCCUAAGAUAAAGUUAACUUCACUGUCCGGUAAGGUCCCAGAAGAUGCAGAGCCCGGGACAGUGGUAGCUUUGAUCGAUGUAACGGAUCGCGAUUCUGGAGCAAAUGGACGAAUUCACUGUCAGAUUCCUAAGGAAUUCCCAUUUAAACUUCUUUCUUCUUUGAAUGAUCAUUAUACACUGAUUACAAGUGGCUUGUUGGAUCGUGAAACUACCUCUGAAUAUAACAUACCUAUUUUAGCUUGGGAUUCGGGGUCUCCUCCAUUAUCAUCAAACCAAACUAUUCAGAUUUCGAUUUCUGAUGUCAAUGAUAACGCCCCCAGGUUUGCUCGGCGCACGUAUACAGAGUAUGUAAUGGAGAACAACGUCCCGGGUGCUUCAAUUUUCACGGUGACUGCGUCUGAUCCUGAUCUGGAUCAGAAUUCCUAUAUCUCUUAUUCUUUCAAACAAGUUCUUCAAGAAUCGCCAGUCUCCACCUAUCUCAAUAUUAAUUCAGUGAACGGGACCAUUUAUGCGCUGCGGUCUUUUGACUACGAGAAAGUCAAAAACUUUCAGCUCCAAGUUCAAGCGCGUGAUGCUGGAGUUCCUCCGCUGAGCAGUAGCGUAACACUCAAUGUGAUCAUCCUGGAUCAAAAUGACAACGCCCCAGUCAUUGUUUCACCCUCAGCACAGAGCGGAUCAGCAGCGGAAGUGAUCGUGCCUCAGUCAGCGGGCCAGGGUUACUUGGUUACCAAGAUUAUCGCAACUGAUGCGGAUUCUGGUCAGAACGCACGGCUCUCCUACCAGAUCGUUCGAUCAACCGAUCCUACUUUCUUCACUGUCGCGAGCAAUUCGGGGGAGAUCAGAACAACGCGGAACGUUUUAGAACAGGAUGGCAGUACACACAAUCUUGUCAUCUUGGUGAAAGAUAACGGGCAGCCCCGUCUCUCCACCACGGCAACAAUCCUCUUGUCAAUCCAGGCCAAUGUUAGUGCAAAAAUCUCGGAUACCGAUAAUUUAAUCAGUACCCCGAACUACUCCUCCAAUCUAAACCUUUAUUUGAUCGCUGCUUUCGGUUCAACUUCGCUUAUAUUUCUUGUAAUCAUUGGUUUAUUGAUUGUCCUAAAGUGCCACCAGGAGAGGGACGAUGUUCCAGACGGUUGGUCCCCGGUUUGUUGCUGCAGCCGAAAGAAUGCGAAGGAAACCUUUAGUCGGGCUUCUAUGCCAACAAACCCUUUAAACUACAGCGGAACUGGACAAAGCAUUCCUUUCCCUGAAACCUACCAUUACACGGUUUGCUUGUCUCCAGAAUCAUCAAAGAGCGAUUUUUUGUUCCUGAAGCCCUGCAAUCCACACAUGCCUCAAGGGCAAUGCUAA
Molecule: messenger RNA, 2394 nt
Organism: Rhincodon typus (whale shark)
Lineage: Eukaryota; Metazoa; Chordata; Chondrichthyes; Orectolobiformes; Rhincodontidae
Product: protocadherin-10-like
Exons: 1
Coding region: 1-2394 (797 amino acids)
Biological process (GO): homophilic cell-cell adhesion
Cellular component (GO): plasma membrane
Molecular function (GO): calcium ion binding
Source: RefSeq, a predicted model, not a curated record